This is a messenger RNA of Arachis stenosperma, 1331 nucleotides long. RefSeq lists its product as uncharacterized. The coding region runs from base 137 to 1093 and encodes 318 amino acids. The record is from RefSeq and is a predicted model, not a curated record. The transcript has a single exon. Gene Ontology annotation, molecular function: phosphoric diester hydrolase activity. Gene Ontology annotation, biological process: lipid metabolic process. NCBI's taxonomy places the organism in Eukaryota, Viridiplantae, Streptophyta, Magnoliopsida, Fabales, Fabaceae.
UAAAAAUAAUAUCAGCUGGCAUAUCAAAACCAAACACAACUCCAUCGUUAAUUACAAUUUCAAUUAAUAAAUAAAAGGGGAGGAUGAGGAACAACAACUAAUAACAAGCUAAGCUGGGUUUUGACCUUGAUUGAAGAUGGGUUCUCAAGUGUCCAAACAGUUGGAGCGAAGAAAGGCGAUAAAGGCUGAGAAGAAAAUAUUGUCAGAUCUAAAGAGCAGCAGCGAGGAAGAGUACCCAGGGAGUGAGUACCGCCCUAAAGACAGGACGAACUGGAUGUCAGAGCUGAACCCAGAGAAAGUUCGAAUCAACCAGAUCGUGUGGCCUGGAACACACGACUCUGCCACCAACAAGAUUGGCAUCCCACUCGUCACUCGCCCCUUCGCUCAGUGCCAGUCUCUCUCCAUCUACCAGCAGCUCCUCUGCGGCACCAGAGUCCUCGACAUCCGUGUCCAGGAGGACCGCCGCAUAUGCCACGGCAUCCUCCUCACUUACAGCGUCGACGUCGUCAUCGCCAACGUCAAGAAGUUCUUGUCCGAGACUCAGUCGGAGAUCGUCAUCCUCGAGAUUCGAACGGAGUUCGGCCACGAAGACCCCCCGGAUUUCGACAAUUAUCUGGAGGAGCAGCUGGGGGAGUUCUUGAUCCACCAGGAUGACUCAGUAUUCGGGAAGACCAUCGCAGAGUUGUUGCCAAAGAGGAUCAUAUGUGUUUGGAAGCCCAGAAAAUCGCCUCAGCCCAAGCCGGGAAGCCCCUUCUGGAGUGCGGGCUUUCUCAAGGAUGAUUGGAUCAACACGGAUUUGCCGUCCACCAAGUUCGAUGGCAACUUGAAGCAUCUCAGCUUGCAGCCGCCCGUUUCGUCCAGGAAAUUCUUCUACAGGGUGGAGAACACUGCAACCCCCGUCGCAGAUAACCCCAUUUUGUGUGUGAAGCCCGUCACGGGCCGCAUUCAUGGCUAUGCUAGGCUCUUCAUCGCUCAGUGCUUCGCCGAGGGCUUUGCUGACAGACUUCAAGUCUUUUCCACGGAUUUCAUUAAUGACGACUUUGUUGAUGCAUGCGUUGGACUCACUCAUGCAAGGGUUGAAGGCAAAACCUGAGACAAUUCUUAAUUUAUCUUUCUUCAAAAUUAAACUUAUUUAAGUUAGUUAUUCUUGUUCUGCUCUUCUGUGUGUUUUUGUUCUUCUCUUAGUCCCCUCUUGUUAUAUCGGUCAUAUUUCUUAUUUCAUUUAUCUGUAGAUCGUUUAUAGAAUGUUUGCAUGUUGAUGGGCUUGUAAACUUUGAAUAGGCUAUUUGAUUGUAAUGUCAAAAUAAACGAAUUAAAUUAUUGGUUUCUUA